Oenanthe melanoleuca is the source of this 1398-nucleotide messenger RNA. It is a transcript of the gene PSMC3IP, whose product is annotated as PSMC3 interacting protein. Gene Ontology annotation, cellular component: DNA recombinase auxiliary factor complex; condensed nuclear chromosome. NCBI's taxonomy places the organism in Eukaryota, Metazoa, Chordata, Aves, Passeriformes, Muscicapidae. Bases 322 to 981 code for a protein of 219 amino acids. Gene Ontology annotation, molecular function: recombinase activator activity; double-stranded DNA binding. Gene Ontology annotation, biological process: meiotic joint molecule formation; meiotic strand invasion involved in reciprocal meiotic recombination; homologous chromosome pairing at meiosis. The record is from RefSeq and is a predicted model, not a curated record. The transcript has 8 exons.
GCUUGUUCCAUAUCGGCUCGAGCCCCGUUGCUGGCCGCGUCCGGUGCGGCGUGGGGGAGGCGAGGGGGCGCCGGUCCCGGUCGGUGAGUGCCUGCCCGGGGGCGCGGAGCCCCCCGCCGGCCCGGCCCGCUCCGCUCGCAGCCCGGGCUGUGCGCGGGCCCCGGUCCGGGGAGGGGGCGGGCCGGUACCGGAGCGCACGUUCCCCCGCCAAUCCCGGUGCGCCUCCGCCCUGGCCGCGAUUGGCGGGGAGCGGGCGGCGCGCCGGAAGUGCGUGCACGGCGGCAAACGGGAACGGAGCGGGGCUGGAGCCCGGGCCGCGGGAUGAGCAAAGCGCGCGAGGCCGCGGCGGGCGGAGGCGCCACCGCCGUCCUGCUGCGGUACCUGCAGGAGCAGAACCGGCCGUACAGCGCCCAGGAUGCGUUCGGGAACCUGCAGCGGGAUCACGGGCUGGGCAAGGCGGCCGUGGUGAAGGCGCUGGAGCAGCUGGCGCAGCAGGGCCGCGUACGCGAGAAGACCUACGGGAAGCAGAAGAUCUACUUCGCUGACCAGGAGCAGCUCCCGGCCGCCAGCGAUGCGGAGCUGCGCGGGCUGGACGGGGAGAUCGCGGCGCGCUCCGCUCAGCUGCAGGCGCUGCAGCAGAGCUGCCGGCAGAUGGAGGCGGAGCUGAAGGACUUGAGCAGCUCCAUGACAACCCCUGAGAUCGCCAAGGAGAUCGAGGCACUGAAGAAAGACUGUGCCAGUUGCACGGAGAAACUGGAGAGGAUUAAGUCUGCUACCAACCACGUGACUCCAGAGGAAAAAGAGAAGGUGUGCCGGGAGCAGCAGCUGUACCGCCGGGAGUGGCGCCGGAGGAAGCGCAUGGCCACCGAGCUGCUGGAUGCCAUCCUAGAGGGCUAUCCCAAGAGCAAGAAGCAAUUCUUUGAGGAGGUUGGGAUAGAGACAGAUGAGGACCACGGUGUCGUGCUGCCAGCGACCGUGUGAGGUGCUGGGAGAGCCUUUGUUCUGGGGAGAAGCUGCUGUGGAGCUGCCUCUGAAACUCAGCUGUUGGGUUGUUCUUUUUCUCUUUGCAAGACUAGGGCUUGUCCUGUGUAUUUAUUUGGUUUUGUUUUAAAAUGUUUUGCAGUUGGAAGGGUGGUGGGUGUGAGUAACUUGGCACUGGCCCUCUCCUUGCAGUGGAAAGUUGUUUUUUCCUGCCCCCAGUGCACGGAGCUGCCUGGCUGCGGUCUGAUGUGGCUGAGGGGGCAGUGGUGCUGUGUGCCUGGUGUUCUGGUAAGGAAAGGGAGCAAAGGACUGUCUGGGCUGCAGAGCUCUGUAUGUGUUCUAGCUCCUCCUGCUGUGUGCCUGAGUGGUCACAUGAGAAUAUGAUCCAUUAAACACCAGGAUUUUGGUUCAGCUGCA